Molecule: messenger RNA, 1830 nt
Organism: Anopheles funestus (African malaria mosquito)
Lineage: Eukaryota; Metazoa; Arthropoda; Insecta; Diptera; Culicidae
Product: nucleoplasmin-like protein
Exons: 2
Coding region: 5-640 (211 amino acids)
Biological process (GO): chromatin remodeling
Cellular component (GO): cytoplasm; nucleoplasm; nucleolus
Molecular function (GO): RNA binding; chromatin binding; histone binding
Source: RefSeq, a predicted model, not a curated record
ACGGAUGUAUUUUUUUUUUCAUUCUCUUGCAAGUUCCAAACGUGGUGAGAGUCGCGCAUCCAUUUGCUUUCCUGAAGAAAAUCCGGAAAAAGUUAACAACUCGCACACAAAUAUGACCGACGAAUACUUUUACGGAGCAACCCUGAAGGAGGGAAGCAAAACAGUGACAUGGGAUCCCGACAACAAGCCGGAAGGAUAUCCGAGAACGAACAAGCUCGUCAUUAAACAGUGUCUCCUGGGGCAUGAGGCGGCCGGGGAUGAGUUUAACGUGGUGCAGGUCGAGACAAUGACCAUAAGGGACACGCUGCGUAUUCCGAUCGCGGUGUUGAAGGUCGGCGAACUACGUCAGUGCCGAAUGGAUCUUGAGUUCUCGGACGCGCCUGUUACGUUCACACUAGUGGAAGGCAAGGGCCCGGUGCACAUCCAUGGACUGCAUCUCCUUGGUUCGCUGGUGGAGGAAUUCGAGGAUAUGGAAGAGAUGGAGGAGGAAGUACUCGAGGAGGAGGAAGCCGAUGAGGAUGAGGACGAGGAUGGCGCGUCACAGAAGAAGAAGCCAAAAUUGACCAACAAUUCCAAGGGCAAACCGGGUGCUGUCGCCGGUGGGCCCGCGGGCAACGACAAAAACCGGAAGAGGAAAUAAGCAGCGGGGGCACGUUUUGUUUUUUGCUCCGGCCAACGAGCAAAAUUUGCAAGCAGCAGAAGCAAAGGCCGCCACAACGUGUCAUCAUUCCUCACCACAAUUUAAAUAUAUGUAUUAACAAAGAAAACAAAACAAACAGACAAACAAUGCAAAAACUGCAACCACCACAAACACAUAUGCCGUCAGUCUUGGGAGAACGGCAACACCAACAACAUCCUAUGUCAAGCGAGAAGGAAGAGAAUAAGGCGAAAUUGUCCUACAUAUAUAUUCCAGCCGUCCAUGAGCUGGUAUAUGGCGCAUCCUCGUUCGUGUCUCACGCACAGUUUGCCCGUUGGAUUCGAUCGGUUACAUACGCGAAAGCGCUUAUUUCUUUUUUUUUGCAAAUCAAACACUCGCGUACUCUCCGGAUGACGAGAAAGCAGCGUUGCUUUCUGAAAACCAAUUGCACUAGCUGUACGUAGAGCAUUAGUCGCUACAGAGAUAUAGGCAUCCAUUAUUCUACAAGACGAUUGAAACGGUAGCCACUAACCAAAAUACAAUACAGCAAUUUAGAUCCAGGGAAUUUGCAACGGAAAAGUCGAAGAACAGAGACUUACCGCAACAAUUGUUUAAUAACUAAAAUGAAGCAGAAGGCUCUAAGAUAAACUUCCACAAAUAAUUAUGGAAUCGGAAAACAACAAGGAUGUAAGCUUUUAUUUUCAUUGUGUGUUUUUUUAACAUCUACAAUGGCGUUUAAUUAGUAAUGGGUAUGGCAACUGCGUACACAACUUUUAGACGGGGGAACACGAUGGAGAACAAACAGAGCGUGCGUGUGUGAGGGGACACGAUAUCAUCAUCUUUAUCACAAGCGCCCCUCGGCUCGUGGGAAUAUUCCGGUCCAUUACUCGACUGAGCUGUUGUGCGGCGGCUGGAGGACAGGUAGGCAGGUAAGAAGAGGGGACAAAGCAUACGAAAAUGAGAACCAUUUUAUGACGAAACGGCCAAAUCUCAACUAAAGGGAAAACACAACAUACAUGGUGUGUGUUGUGAUCCGUUCCCAUACAUGCAACAUUUCACACAAUCGCAAACUGAAGGAAACGUGUUCUUAAAAAUGUUGGAAAGACGAAGGAAAACACAUGGCGUAUGUGAAAUUCAUCAAUGUAAGAAAAGAAUGGCAUACAAAAAAUGGACAAAUAAAUAUGGAAACGAAA